Messenger RNA from Suillus plorans, 1461 nucleotides. RefSeq lists its product as uncharacterized. The transcript has 8 exons. The record is from RefSeq and is a predicted model, not a curated record. The coding region runs from base 1 to 1461 and encodes 486 amino acids. NCBI's taxonomy places the organism in Eukaryota, Fungi, Basidiomycota, Agaricomycetes, Boletales, Suillaceae.
AUGAACUUGACGUUGCAUGCCGACUAUUGUCGACUGCAUGCCGGGUUCUUUCUAUUAUAUGCAUGCGGCAUCAUGCAAGCCCUAGACACAAUCAUAGUAGACACCAUUGCCGUUGUGACUAGGGUCUUUCGGAUGGGAGUCGGGGAUACGGUCAUGUUGGUGGUUGACUCGCCAGUCUGGAUGGUCGAGGCUCGGCUGAACUUGAAAUUUGAAAAGUUGAGCUUCCAGCACGUUUCUAUUAAUCCUGGCUUACCAAUUCAUGGAAUUUUCGCUUCACUCAGACAGCCGAAUCGCAAUGAGUUGCAGCCUGCUCCGGUGAACUACGAGUCUCCUCUCUACAGCAUCAAUCCUUGGCCUGGUCUGCAUGAAGAUGACUCCCGUCCCGGACCUGAUCUAUAUGCCAAUUCUUUCUACCCUGAGGCACCACCAACCCUGCAAUUUGAUCAGACCCGCCCCCCUGCUACAUCUUACCACGAUCCAGUCCCAAAUCCUCUACCAGAGGUACCAGCGGUCAACUGGGUACAGGGAUUGUUUGACAAUCUUGGCACGUCUGAUUCACAAGCCGGCUACCAGGAGGCAGGCCCCUCCGGUAGCUCGCAAAACCCCAACAUCUUACCAAAAUUCACCUUCAACGACAACAUAGCAUACACGUCCUUAUUGACCUCCCGCAUCCCCUCACGUCCCGUUCGACGUAUUAAGCCUUACGACAGAAAUCGCCCCUCGAGGGGUGCUCGAUGUCGCAACCCCAACCAGGGGGAAGAUGAAAUCGUGGAGGCCAUGUAUUGCUCCAUAUUCGAUGAGGCCUUCAUGCCCGAGCCACAUGAAGUCAUUGAAAUGGCGCGAAAAAUUUUCCAACACUGGACUCAUACGCUGAUAACAACCUCUGUCAGCCCAAUGGAGCUCACAAGGGCUUGGGUGGUACUGGAGUACCAAAUCCCCCUUUACACGCAAACCAUGCCAGUGGUUAAAUUGUUCGUCGAGGGGCUUAUCAGGGACUAUGCGUAUCUCAAAGGACCCAUUAGCGUACUGGGAAUAAUAAGUAACCUACCGUUCGGGCACCGAGCAGUCAUAGGCUUUGUGAAACACUUGCUGUUUCAUGAUCGCCAAUACUGGCGAUACAUCAGCCCGACUAAAAACGUUGAGCCCCUCCUCGCGUACUCAAGCACACUACACACUUGGGGGUUAAACGAGCUGUCUACCGGGUGUUUCUCUGCCCUCAAAUUCGAUACCAUCGCUAGACAGCCUACGAACCACGGCUCAGGCUCCGCCGCGGCUGUGUCACCUACUACUAAUUCUUUUCAUUCAAGAGAUGCUAUUGAUGCCAAUGCCGAGUUGGUCAAGUCAUGGCAACGGUUGCCAGUCCGGACUCGCAGUAGCGACACGUCCGUCCGGAGUCCUCGGCAGAAGAGACAAUGUUUAGCAAUAUUCGAGUCAUCAGAUUCCAGUGUCAGGCACGCUUAG